Messenger RNA from Rotaria sp. Silwood1, 525 nucleotides. Lineage: Eukaryota; Metazoa; Rotifera; Eurotatoria; Philodinida; Philodinidae. The record is from the annotation of a GenBank genome assembly.
AUGCGAAAGUCUGCAACAACUAUUCUUCCACGUUCUACAUCAACUCAUUUAACUUCUAUUCAACGAAAAAAUUCUUCAUCUUCAUCUUCAGCAACAACAUCAACAGCAACACAAUUUCCACAUAGUACGAGUCAUCAUAAUUGUCAAGAAUUUAUUUCAAAUAAUAUAAAUACAAAGAUUCGUUCUCGGUCAAUUUGUAGUCGUACAAAUUUUUUUACAAGUCCAACAACACAUGAACUAUCUCGCUUCGAACCUAUACUUAAUCAUGAUACAGAUUCAUUAAAAAUUGGUGACCGCAUAUAUGUUAAUGGUCAAUGGUCAGGUAUUAUAUUAUAUAUUGGAGAAACAACAUUUGGAACUGGUGAUUGGGCUGGUGUUAUACUUGAUGAUCCAUCAUUAGGUAAAACAAAUGGUAUUGUACGUGGUCGAUGUUAUUUUCAAACAACCAAUAAUCGUGGAAUAUUUUGUCGUUUAACUAAGCUUACUCGAGAAAAAAAUUUAUCUUGUGAAGUAGAACAAAAAUGA